Messenger RNA from Labrus bergylta (ballan wrasse), 5040 nucleotides. The record is from RefSeq and is a predicted model, not a curated record. NCBI's taxonomy places the organism in Eukaryota, Metazoa, Chordata, Actinopteri, Labriformes, Labridae.
CGUCCUCUCUCUCUCUCUCUCUGCAGACUAUGGAUCAACGGGUCGGGUUGUUCGUUCUUCUGGCAGUAGGCCUCCUCUGCCUCACUUUAGCCCCUGUGUCUCGGGCUGAGGACCUGGUUGAGGACAGUUUGGGUGACGAUAUGGACGUGGAGGACGAGCUGGAUCUGGGUAUGGCCGGUGACGAGGAUGAGGAACUGGAGGGAGACAUGCAGGACGAGGCUCCUUCUGCUCCUAAAACUCCUCCUGUACCAAAAGUGACCUACAAAGCACCAGAGCCAGUCGGGGAACAUUACAUCGCUGAAUCUUUUGACCGGGGGACUCUUGACGGGUGGGUCGUGUCCAGUGCAAAGAAGGAGGGUGCCGAUGAAGACAUCGCAAAAUAUGAUGGUAAAUGGUCGGUGGAGGAGAUGAAGGACAGUAAGCUGCCUGGUGAUAAAGGUCUGGUCCUGAAGUCCCGAGCCAAACAUCACGCCAUCUCCGCUCAGCUCCUGAGACCUUUUCCCUUUGACUCUAAGCCGCUCAUUAUCCAGUACGAGGUGAACUUCCAGUCAGGUAUCGACUGCGGCGGCGCCUACGUGAAGCUGCUGACUCAGACUCCUGAACUUGACCUGGACCAGUUUGUGGAUAAAACUCCGUACACAAUCAUGUUCGGACCAGACAAGUGUGGAGAGGAUUACAAACUGCACUUCAUCUUCAGACAUAAAAACCCCAAAACUGGAGAGUUCGAAGAGAAACACGCCAAGAAACCCGACGCCGACCUGAGGACCUACUUCACCGACAAGAAGACACAUCUGUACACACUCGUGGUGAACCCUGAUAACACCUUCGAGGUGCUCGUGGAUCAGACGGUGGUGAACAGCGGCAGCCUGCUGACAGACAUGACCCCCCCUGUGAACCCUCCCUCUGAAAUCGAGGACCCUGACGACCAGAAACCCGAGGACUGGGAUGAGAGACCUAAGAUCCAGGACCCUGCCGCUGCCAAGCCCGAAGACUGGGAUGAGGACGCACCCGCUCAGGUUCCAGAUGAAGACGCAGUGAAACCAGACGGCUGGUUAGAUGACGAGCUGGAGUACACUGGAGACCCCGACGCGGUCAAACCUGAAGACUGGGACGAGGACAUGGACGGAGAGUGGGAGGCUCCUCAGGUCCCUAACCCCGCCUGCGAGACUGCCCCUGGCUGUGGCGCCUGGAAACGACCAAUGAUCGACAACCCUAACUACAAGGGCAAGUGGAAGUCCCCCAUGAUCGAUAACCCCAACUACCAGGGCGUGUGGAAGCCGAGGAAGAUCCCCAACCCGGCGUUCUUCGAGGACCUGCAGCCAUUCAAGAUGACCCCGUUCAGCGCCGUCGGGCUCGAGUUGUGGUCCAUGACCUCCGAAAUCUUCUUCGACAACUUCUUCAUCACCGACGACCGAAACACAGCUGAACGCUGGGCUACAGACGGCUGGGGGUUAAAGAAGGCUGCAGAGGGCGCUGCUGAGCCCGGUCUUGCUACACAGAUGCUGAACGCUGCAGAGGAGCGCCCGUGGCUCUGGGUCGUCUAUGUCCUCACUGUGGCUCUACCGCUUGUCCUCAUCAUUGUUUUCUGCUGCACCGGAAAGAGGUCGUCAGGAUCAGCUCAGGGUCAGUUGAGUCUCACCAGCUUACAGGAAGACUUAAAGGAAGCUGUACAUCCAAACCGCUCCGCGCCCUCAGGCCUGAAAAAGAGCCCAGCGACACCUGCAGCAGAAUACAAGAAGACCGAUGAGGCUCAGCCUGAUGUGAAGGAGGGAGAAGAGGAGGAAGAGGAGGAGGAGGAAGAGAAGGCUGAAGAGGCCAAGAAGAGCAGUACAGCUGCAGAAGAGAAGAGUGACGGAGAGGGAAGUCCUGUAGAGGGAGAGGAGGGAGAGGAGGGAGAGGAGGAAGAGGAGGAAGAAGACGACGACGAAGCAGUGAAGGAGGGUGAGAACGAGGCGACAGCUGACGAUAAGUCGGAGGGCGACCGUCUGCGGAGAUCUCCCAGGAACAGGAAGGUCAGAAGGGACUGAUUUCUCUGACUCCACAGCCCUGAACACCUCCCCCCUCCCCUCCCCUCCUCUAGAUUAUCUCCUUCCUCUCCUCCUCCUCUUCUCCUCUGCUCUGAGGCGAUGCAGCCUGAACGGAUCCUGUUUUGAAGCAGUGAAGCCUGCAGGAAACUAAUCAAGACCUCCAAUAUGGACGGCUGAUGAUGAUGAUGAUUCCAGUACGAACAGGACUGAGUUAGUUUGAUUUAUUAAAAGGAUUUUUGUUUCUGAAAGAAAUUAACUAAAACUUCCUGCAUCAUUCCUGAACAACACCUGAGCAGACUCGAACCCACGGCAUCGUCGACGUGUCCGAUCCCGUCUGGCGCACAGCUUAACGCCCAGCGUCAUCCUGAGCUUACAACGUCCUGCCCAACCAACAGCCUGCUAACCAGUCUUCUGAUACAUGCUAACUAGUCUCCUGAGAGACAUUUAUUUGGUAAACAAAAAAGAAACCCAAUAACACCAUUUCAGUAGCUUAAAAUCUGAGUUAACAUACCGUGAUCCUCUUCCGGCUGAUAAGAGUGCUAGAUAGUUUUAUGACUUAGCCAUGAGCAGAUAGUAGCAUAAACCUACAAUUCUUCAUUUAGCAGACGCUUUGUCCAAAGCAACCUACAUCUGACCUACCAGAAAUCUUAAGCGUUACAUAACCUACCAAUAUGUGGCUGGCUAGACUGACACUCACAGGAUAACCACAUCAAUGUAAAAACUGUAAAUCUUGGUUAUAAGCCUGUUGUAAAACAAUUUGCCAGUCCCCUGCCUUGUAAUUGUAACCAGAUAGGCAAUUUGAGGCUGCCAACUUCCUGGUUUCUGCUGGCAAUGAGGUGUUGAUUAGGCUAUCAGUGGUCGGAAUAGCAAACCACCAACAAAUAUUCCACCAAUUAGCCUUCCAAUAAAGCGUGAAGAAAUUAUGACCAACUAUACAAAAACUAGUUUUUCCAGCCUAGUAACUAGCCUCGAAGCAUUAACUGUAUUAAUAUGGACAUCACAUCCCAGAAUCCUCCUGUUGUAAAAAGUGAAGCCAAAACCUCCCUCUCUUGGCUUUAGUCUCAGGUGACUGUUACUCCCACCAUUUUAAAUAUACAGUCUAUGGUUCUAAACUACAAACACAUUCACCGUCUAAUCUACUUGAUUUAUCAGUGUUUUGGAAGUCUGGAAAUUAUCUACAAGUGGUUAAAAAGUUUUGCCAGUUUCAUAAACCAUUUGCAAAUUUUUGGGCAGGCUGACAAUUUAGCUCGCCAACAAUCUGAGGUAGCUACCUUCACACUUUGGUGAUGGUCCCUUUUUUUUUUAAAUUAGUCGAGCCUUAUUUAGGCUUUAAGAAGUCUGCCAGUUAGCCUACCAACAGGUUGCUAACUAGCCUGCAAACUUGGUGACUCCUUUUCCAACUUAAGCUUUCUGGAAGUAUUGGCAAGCAUUCUUUCAAAGGGCUAAGGAGUUAACCUGCUUAGCCUUCUGACAUGCUAGUUAGCUCAUGAAAACGCUAUCAACCCAUUUGGACUACAAACAGUCUACUAAUUGGCAUAAUUAGCUUCUAACAAGCCCACAAAAAUAAUGACUUACGAACACCUAGCAAAUUAGAGAUUCAAAUUCACAUACUAACAGUUGUUUUUUUAUUCUUUUGAUAUUUUAUAAUUUUGCUAGCUAGUGUCCUUAAAUUUAGAGAUUAGCCACGUGCUAAUGAUUUUAAAGAGCUGAACUGGGAACACUCCAGCUGAUAUGAGUUUUCUUUAUUUCUUUUUUUACGUCUCAUUUUCUGUCAUUGAAGUGUUAAUCGGUUAGCUUCAUGUUGGCCCCACUAGAACGAGUGUUUCUUCUGAUUUUAUGUCCUGAAGUCUUCGAGAAAGGUGAAGACUCUGGGUCAAAGAGAGCGUUGAAGUUAAAGGAGAGUUUUACCUAGGGUGACUAAGGUGGAUGUUGUCAAACUGAUCCUGUCUGUGUAAACUAACCAUUUAUCUUUAAAAACGUAAAUAUGGCGUCAUUAUGAUGAUGGUUGCCUGGCAGCAGCAGCAGAUGAUCUUCCUCAAAUAAAAACAAGAAUAAUAUAUCGGAAACGACUUCUGUGAAAAUACUUUUUUACACUCUGGAGCUACUAGGACUUUACUUUCUUGUGAGUCAAUUUUUGUAGAUCUUGAUUUUUUUUUAACAUCUUCUGCAUUGAUCUACUCCCCUAGGAGUUAGAGAUUACAAUUUUACAGUUUACCUCUUCAUGGUCCAGUUGUUCAAAAGGUUUUUCCCAUUUAAAAUAAAUUAUCCAGAUUUGGUAAUCCACUUUUAUUCUACCAGGGAUCACUUAAUCAAGCUUACUUUUAUCCUGGUUUUUCAUAAGAAAACUGGAUGUAUCACCCUGAUCCAGGUAAAAAAAAAAUUAAGGAUAACCAAAUCCUGUUUAUCAGAGCUUUAAAUGGGACUUCAUACUACAUUCUUUGUCCACAGGGGGCGCCAAAAUCCACCCAAACAGAAAGAUCCUCAUAGCUGCUUUAAAUUAAAUAUCUGUUUGACAUGUAUGCUGUUUGGUUUAAUGCAAACAAAAGUCCUGUAUUGCUUAUAAAACCCUUAUCUAUACCUACUUUUUCACUAAAGCAAACCCGGAUUUUGACUUUUGUUUUUCUGACAUUAUUUCCACUUGAAUCCAGCCCUCUGCUUGGAUCAGAACGAUCCUGAUCUUUUUGAUCACAAUCCUAUUUUAAAGUUCAAAUAACACAAACUAGGUGUUUGAUCAGGACAAUAACCAGGAUUUGAGAGACCCUGAUCUUAUCCGACUAUGUAAUCCUUUUUUUUUGCUUUUGACCAACCUGAUUUGAUUGAAUUCUGUUGGAUUAUUUUUUUAAAAACCACACCCAGGUGAUGAACAUGAAUCUUCCUGGUGUUUCAUGUGCACACCUUAAACUCAUCAACAGCUCUCCUUUUUUAAAUGAGCAGCUGCCGUCUUUAUUUUGACUUAAAUUCAACAUGUGAGCAGGUGGACAGACACCCAGUCCCUCUUUCAUUGACCCCAUAU